Haemonchus placei is the source of this 1614-nucleotide messenger RNA. Lineage: Eukaryota; Metazoa; Nematoda; Chromadorea; Rhabditida; Trichostrongylidae. The record is from the annotation of a GenBank genome assembly.
AUGAGUGAAAACGGUGAUGGCGACUCAGUGGGAGCAGGGGAACGUAUAUAUCUACACAUCUACGACUACGAAACCAAGGAAUUCUCUGGCCUCACCACCUAUCAUGGACUCGUUCGUAUAUAUAACUCAAACACGUGGCCAUCUCGGAUAUUCUGGUGUGUCGUGGUCCUAUCUUGUCUCUCCUUAUUCAUGAUUCAUAGUGGCUACCUCUUGCUUGGAUACCAUUCAAAGCCCACUUUGUUCCAAAUUAACACGAUCGUGGCAUCGGACGGCAUUUUGUUCCCGGAUAUCACUAUUUGUAAUCAUAAUAUGGUGAAAAUGGCUCAGUUAUCAGGAUACGAUAUGAGCGAAAACAUCCUCUCCUAUAUAAUGACAUCUUUCAAUGAUCAUGUUGAAAGCGAUGGGCUUGACGAGAAUCAACUUGCUUUUGAGGAAUACCAAGUCAACUACAAAUUGCGAACUGGACAAAAUUUUUCCACUGUGAACUUCUUCUACGACGUCAGACCAGCGUGUGAGGACAUGGUGUUGAGCUGCUCGUUUGCUGGCGAAAUCAUCGAAGACUGCUGUGCCGGUAGCAAAGUCGUGAUCACAGAUAUCGGCUUUUGUAUUAGGUUCCCCAAUUCAGUUUUGAAGAAGAAGCAGUAUCUAAGUGGUAGGAACUACGGUUGGCAGAUUAUACUGGACAGCAGCAGUGUUUUCCAGCCAGAGUCUGCUGACACGGGAUUCCAUGUAGUGGUUCACGAACCUGAUAAAGAAGUCUCUUUAACAUCUUACGGUGUGUCGGUGCCUCCCGGAGCUGCUCUCCAUGCUGGCAUUUCUUACAAAAAUGUAUCCCAUUUGCCCAGAUCAGAUUGGGGAUUGUGUCAACGUGGUUGGAAUCCAGAGAUUCACGGUUCGCUGCUUACUGAACUCCAGUACACUGCUUCUCAUUGCGAAUGGAAUUGUCUAGCACUGGAAUGGCAAUUUACAUGUGGAUGCCGGCCAAUGAAAUUACUUUCUUUGAAUAUUUCUUCGGAUAUCCCUAUAUGUACUCCUUACGAUAUCCACAGAUGUGCUGACAUCGUUUAUGAAAAUGCAAGCAAAUGCAAUUGCGAUAUCGAAUGUGAUCUGAUUGAUUAUGAGAUGCAAAUCAGCUAUUCCGACAUAGGCAGCGGCUUGAUCCAACGGAAAUUCCCUUUCACAGAGCAGUACAUCCAAGAAAAUAUUUCCGUCAUAAAUCUCUUCAUGCAAAGCAUAGCGUACGAGCGACAUGAGCAGCAAAAGCAACUGCAGACUGCUGACUUACUAUCGAACAUCGCUGGAAGUAUGGGAUUGUUUCUUGGUAUGAGUACAGUAACAUUGCUCGAGAUCUUCAUCUACCUAUUCAAAUCCGUUUGGGGUACGGUGAAUACCGAACGUCAGAAGCAGUUCAUGGAAGCGAUGAUGGAAGAGGAAAACGAACGUCGACAGAGUCUCGUCAUUGUCGAAGAAUCACCUCGAAAGCUUUCGGUGGUCGAGGAGUUAGCUGACGUCAACGCAUCGCAUACUCGUAAACGAAAUUCUAGGCGAGUUUCCAUUGCACCGCUACAUAUUCACAUGGACAAGAGGGGAAGCACCACAGUGAGUUCCAGCUAA